Podospora pseudopauciseta is the source of this 3123-nucleotide messenger RNA. RefSeq lists its product as uncharacterized. The coding region runs from base 1330 to 3123 and encodes 597 amino acids. The record is from RefSeq and is a predicted model, not a curated record. Gene Ontology annotation, biological process: positive regulation of transcription by RNA polymerase II; intracellular iron ion homeostasis; intracellular copper ion homeostasis. Gene Ontology annotation, molecular function: RNA polymerase II cis-regulatory region sequence-specific DNA binding; DNA-binding transcription factor activity, RNA polymerase II-specific; copper ion binding. The transcript has 2 exons. Gene Ontology annotation, cellular component: nucleus. NCBI's taxonomy places the organism in Eukaryota, Fungi, Ascomycota, Sordariomycetes, Sordariales, Podosporaceae.
GUGCUGUGGCCUGGAGUAGCGAUGGCUGCAAAUGCUACCUUGGAGAAUUCUGAGCUGUGACAGGUGACAGUUGUGAUGAAUGUCGAGACGAAAACCUUCCAAGCCCAGUUGUUUCCAGCAUUCUCCACCCGUGCCUCUUUCUUAGGAAACUCAACCGACUCCAGCUUGUUGCAACCUACACCACCUCUACACAGCACAGUAACAAUCCAAGCCCCCCGGCAGCCCAGUAGUAGCAGCCUCCAUCUCCGCCCUGCCUCGCUCAGUUCCGGCCCGGCCCUCCCCUCGUCCCAGGUCCAGCAGCAGCUCCGAGCAAAGCUGUGUGUGCUACCUACUACCUCGAUAGCUCACGGCAUAUUCCAUCUCUCACUCACCUUUGCAGAGACACAAGCUCCAGCAGAACCACCGGCGCUGGCCCUAGAAUGGCGUGACCCUGGGACCUGGAUUUGUUCUUUUUAUUUUAUUUUAUGCUUCUUCUCUUUGUCGGCUCUGCUACCAUCGACCACCGUUCCGUCCCUUCGGCUCAACUCUAACUGCCGAGCCAGCUCUGGUACUUCGUCCACCUUCCACCGCCAAAACCCAACAAGCAAAAAGCCCCUUGCCUGUGCCUAAGCUGCGGGCCAGCGCCGCUGACAUCGCGUGCCGGUUGGAGGGGGACCUCUGAAUGUUGGAGCUGCUGACGGGACAGACUAAACCCGCUCGGACUUUCCACAAAUCUGUGGACGUCCUUUCUCUCUCUCUCUCCAGGUCCGCCGAGUCGCCUGUACAAGAUUCGUCCAGAGUCCUGACUGACUCUUGUCAACCUCAACCGUCGACGGCUUGACAGUUCGUCUUAUUUUCCGUCUCGACAUUCUCACGGACGGUCUCCUUCAUCUUCGUCCCACCGCUUGCUGGCCUCGAGGGUCUGUCGGUUUCAGCUCUUGGGGUGUCUAGAACGUUGAGAGAGCCUCAAGCACACGGUGUCGAUCUUUUCGGUCUCUUCACCUGUGGCGAUACAGCGUGCGUUAUAAACAGGAAAUUCCGCUCUCCUGAACCAGACCUCGGCAGCACCCGACAAGUCUUGUCCAUCCGACCACACAGAAGCUCUCGGUUGCUUCAGCCAAAGCACUGGCGAUAACCUCUCUCCAUUCGACGCAUUGCUCGCCAGCCUUGUCACUGCCUGCGGCGGUAUGAGCUGCGAGCUCGGUCUUGCUUAUCCUACUCACAACAUUGUCUCCAGCAGCGGCUAGGACACAGGCUCUGUCCGAAACCUUGAACGCCUCGGAAAACCUUGCUGAGCAAGAAACAGAACAGGCUUUUCCCCCUCAUCUCCCUCUCAAACAAACACACAAGAUGCCCAUCAUAAACGGGCAAAAAAUGGCCUGCGGGCCAUGCAUUCGCGGCCAUCGCUCUACGAAAUGCAAUCACUAUAACGAGCGGGUGAUGGUGCCGGUGAGGAAGCCUGGUCGCCCCUUGAGCACCUGCCCCUGCCCACCUGGGAAACCAUGUGUAUGCGGCGGCGUUAGAGUUGCCAUUCCGAAGAAGCAAAAGUGCCAUUGUCCAGCUGGGACUGUCGACAGUGCUACCAGCUCCGAGUUCGACCCUUCGCCAGUUGACACACCCAUCUCACCAGCAUCACGCACCUCUUCGAAUCGAGUCACCAAGUCGGGUUCGGGGUCCAAGUCAGCCAGCCGAAGGCAAUCGCUUGCGCUUGCGAACUUGGAGAGGAUGGAUCCCAACUCCAUCAACCUGAUCCCGUCGCCCAAUGGAAAUGGAAUGAUUGGAAUCACGGCCAUGGUGAGCCCAAGGGACGCGACGUUUGGACAUCCGAUGGGGAUGGUAUCCAUGGGGCCUCGGGAGUCUUUUGUGCCUGCACCACCACCGGAUUUUGGUGGUCCAAUGGGAUACAACAUGCCCCCAAGCAUGCCGCCACACAUGCCACCGCCUCACUAUCCCCCGCAUAUUCAGAUCUCGCAGCAUAUCAAGACGGAAAAUGGCGGGUUCGUCCCGAUGCUGAACGGGACUUUUGUCUCGCCAGUGCCCAUUCCCGCCUUUGUCGAUGGCCCUCACCCACAGGGAAUGCAGGCGUUCAACGGGCCGCCGCCGCCACCACCUCCCAAUCCUGUUCUCGAACCAUCGGCCAUGUCCAAGCCGAAGGGAGGUUCGGGAGGCGGGGGCUGCUGUGGUGGUGGCAACAAGGCACCCCCCAUUCAGGCGCCUCCUCCAGUGCCGGCUCCUCUUCCUACCCCUCCUCAGCAGCAAAUGCCGAACACAAUGCCACCACCCCAAUCACAGAAUGCCCCGUCAGGCGGAGGCGGCAGCUGUUGCAGCAGCAAACCUUCGCAGCCACCCCCCAUGCCCCAGAUGAGCCCCAACGCUAUGCAGGCACCCCCUCAGCCGGGUUUUGGUCCGGGAUUCAUUCCCCAGUAUCAGACUCCGAUCGAUAUCAAGAUGGAAAACAUGCACCACCAUCAGCCAUUCCAGUUUCCCGGUCAGACUGUGUUCACCUAUCCCGCCGAGUAUGGCUCAUGGCAGAUGCCCAUCAACCCAGCCAUCUGGCAGCAAGUUGUCUCACGGCCGCCCACGCAGCAGCAACACGAGACGUCUAUUUCUGCCAUUGCUCCCAACGGCAACAACGGGACCGUGGGCGGGAACUCUCACGAGUGCGGCUGUGGUGAGGGCUGCCAGUGUGUUGGCUGCCUGGCUCAUCCGUUCAACUCGCAAAUGCUUCAGUAUGUGCAGAACGCCUACAGCCCCAACAGCAGCCACGGCAACAGCAGGAGCGCGGAUUCCAGCGCCAAUGCCAGUCCCAGCGCGAACCCUUUGAACCUGGCGAGUCCUGUGGAGAUUCCCAGCGGGCCGGAGCUGCCGCCAUCACACCAGACACAACCGCAGCCACCACCAAGGCCGAACGCGAACGAGUCUGAUGGCUCGUCGAACGCGCCCACUCCGCCGAACGAGGGAUCGCCGGCUCUGUCGAACGAGGAGGAGCUGACGGCGCUGGAUUACUAUUUUGUCCACUUGCCCAUUUCGGCUUUGUGCGUGGGGGCGUUGGACAUGUGCCCUUGCGACGAGUCUUGCGAGUGUGUGGGGUGUUUGGUGCAUAACACUGCGGGAUUCCCUCAGGGGGAUGGGGGGUUCUCUUAG